This is a messenger RNA of Acanthosepion pharaonis, 2052 nucleotides long. The record is from the annotation of a GenBank genome assembly. NCBI's taxonomy places the organism in Eukaryota, Metazoa, Mollusca, Cephalopoda, Sepiida, Sepiidae.
AUGCAGAAAUACGAAAAAUUGGAAAAAAUUGGUGAAGGUACCUAUGGAACAGUGUACAAAGCAAAAAACAGAGAUUCUCAUGAAAUUGUUGCAUUAAAACGGGUGAGGCUGGAUGAUGACGAUGAGGGUGUUCCAAGUUCUGCUCUCAGAGAAAUAUGCCUCUUGAAAGAACUUAAGCAUAAGAAUAUUGUUCGACUCCAUGAUGUUCUGCAUAGCGAAAAAAAAUUAACACUUGUCUUUGAAUAUUGUGACCAGGAUCUCAAGAAAUAUUUUGAUAGCUGCAAUGGAGAAAUUGACCCUGACACAGUCAAGUCAUUUAUGUACCAAUUACUACGAGGUUUGGCAUUUUGUCAUAGCAACAAUGUCCUUCACAGAGACUUGAAACCACAAAAUUUACUUAUCAACAAGAAUGGAGAGUUAAAACUUGCAGAUUUUGGUCUGGCACGAGCUUUCGGUAUUCCUGUACGUUGCUAUUCUGCAGAAGUUGUCACACUGUGGUAUCGUCCACCUGAUGUUUUAUUUGGUGCCAAACUUUAUUCAACAUCAAUUGACAUGUGGUCAGCAGGCUGUAUUUUUGCAGAAUUGGCCAAUGCUGGACGUCCUUUGUUUCCUGGUAAUGAUGUUGAUGAUCAGCUCAAAAGAAUUUUUAAGUAUCCUUAUUUCUUUUCUUUUCAUUAUUUUCUUGACUUUCGCAUAUUACUUGGCACCCCAACUGAAGACACUUGGCCUGGGGUAACUCAACUCCCUGAUUACAAACCAUACCCGAUCUAUCAUGUGAGCACAACGUGGCCCCAGGUUGUUCCAAAGUUAAACUCCAAAGGAAGAGAUUUGCUUCAGAGGCUGUUACCUUUGUCCAUUACACCAUCCGCACAUCAAAUUCACAACUUUUUCUUUCUCUCUUUCUUUUUCCUCUUUCUUUUUCCUCUUUUGCUCUUUUUCGAAUUUCUUUCUCUUUUCGGUCUUUUUUUGAAUUUCUUUCUCUCUUUUGCUUUUUUCAUUUUCUUUCUUGCUCUUUUUCCUUUUCUUUUUCUGCAUUUUUUCUCUUCCUUUCCCUUCUUUGCUUUUUUUUCCUCUUUCUCCUUUUUUCCUCUUUCUUUCUCUUUUUCUUUCUUACUAUUUUUCCUCUUUUUCUUUGCUCUUUUUCUUUCUUUUUUUGCUUUUUUCCUUUUCUCUUAUUUGCCCAUUUUUCAUCUUUUUCUUUUUUCCUCUUUUUCCUUUUUCUUCCUUUUUUUGCUCUUUUUCUUUCUUUCUCUUUUCCUCUUUCUUUUUCUCUGCUCUUUUUCUUUGGUUUUUUCUUUUUCCUUUUUUGGCCUUUUUCCUUUUCUCUUAUUUGCUUCUUUUUCCUUUUUCUUUCUUUUUUCCUCUUUUUUCUUCCUUUUUUCACUUUUUUCCCUCUUUCUUUCUCUUUUUUUGUUUUUGCUCUUUUUCUUUCUUUCUCUUUUCUUCUUUUUUUUUCUUUCUUUUUCUCUGCUCUUUUUCUUUGGUUUUUUCUUUUUCCUUUUUUUGUUCUUUUUCCUCUUUCUCUUUUUUGCUCUUUUUCCUUUUCUCUUAUUUGCCCUUUUUCAUCUUUUUCUUUUUUCCUCUUUUUCCUCUUUCUUUCUCUUUUUUGCUUUGGCUCUUUUUCUUUUUUCCCCUUUUCCUCUUUCUUUUUUGCUCUUUUUCUUCCUCUUUUCCUCUUUCUUUUUUGCUUUGGCUCUUUUUCUUUCUUUCUUUUUUCUCUUUCUUUUUCGCUCUUUUUCUUUUUUGCACUUCUCUUUUUCUUUGUUUUUUUUCCUCUUUUUCUAUUUUUUGCUCUUGCUCUUUUUAUUUUUGUUCUUGCACUUUUUCUUUUUUUGGUCUUACUCUUUUUCCUUUUUCUUUCUUUCUUUCUCUUUUUGUUUUCUUCUUUCUCUUUUUGAUCUUUUUUCCCUUUUUUUUCUCUUGCUCUUUUCCUUUCCUUCUCUUUUUUGCUCUUUUCCUUCUUUCUUUCUCAUUUUUCUUUCUUUCCCUUUUUUCUUCUUUUUCCUCUUUCUUUCUCUUUUCCUUAUUCUUUGCUUUCUCUCUUUAUUAUGA